Cajanus cajan (pigeon pea) is the source of this 1041-nucleotide messenger RNA. The record is from RefSeq and is a predicted model, not a curated record. NCBI's taxonomy places the organism in Eukaryota, Viridiplantae, Streptophyta, Magnoliopsida, Fabales, Fabaceae.
AUGACCAACCAAGAACGUUACCCGUACGGAAUGCCUCAGACCCAGCCGGAACCUGUGAUACAAGAGGUUCGGCCGACCACUGACAGAACCCAGCCCGAUCUUCACGACGACAUGCGCGCAUUACGCGAGGAAAUGGCCGCUAUCCGACGACAGAGAGAAGCCGAUGCCAGGGAGUUGGCCAAACUACGCCGACAAAACGCCGAGCUCCGAAGUCUUAACCAGACCUUCGUACCAUCGACUCCCACUCUCCAAGAGGAGUCUGCAUAUCAUGCUCCAACUGAUCAAGUAACCCGAACACCAGUCACCUCUCUGAUAGGCAACAAGGCCGACACCAACGUUCACCACCUAAGACACCCUUUCUCACGAAGGAUAAUGGAAGCAACCCUGUUAGAUCAUUGGAAGAGUCUCCCAAUUGAGAAGUACGACGGAUCCACUGACCCUAACGAACACCUGAAUGUCUUCCUGACACAGGCGACCCUCUCCACUCAAGACGACUCGGCUUUGUGCCGAAUAUUCCCCACGUCGCUGAAAGGAAGGGCCCUGAGUUGGUUCACGAAGCUGUCGAGCUCUUCCAUCGACUCGUUCAACGAGUUGUCGUCCCAAUUCACUCUCCAAUUCGCGACGAGCAAGCCGUACACGACGACCUCGUUAGCCUUAGCGGGGGUCCGUCAAGAGAAGAAGGCAAGUCUGAGAAGUUUCAUGGACCGAUUCAACAAGAUUGCCAUGAAAAUAGGCAAUCUUAACCCGACCGUGGCGUUGGACCGACUGAGCACCGCCCUGAGGUCCGGGCCAUUCGUGAACAGCCAUUGUAAAAAACCCCCAGUCGAUAUGAACGACCUCCGGCGCCGAGCCGAGAAGUACAUGCAAAUGGAGGAACUUGUGGAGACCCGAAACCAGGCUAGGGCAGAAGAGACUUAUAGCCGAAAAGAACCUGGCCAAGAGCCAGCGAGAAAGACGAAUGCUGAACCCCCAAAUGCUCGCCCCCCGAGAGGACUGCGCUACACAGCGUAUACCCCCUCAACGCGAGCAGGACCAAAGUAA